This is a messenger RNA of Diplodia corticola, 675 nucleotides long. RefSeq lists its product as uncharacterized. The record is from RefSeq and is a predicted model, not a curated record. The coding region runs from base 1 to 675 and encodes 224 amino acids. Lineage: Eukaryota; Fungi; Ascomycota; Dothideomycetes; Botryosphaeriales; Botryosphaeriaceae. The transcript has a single exon.
AUGCUCUCCGGCGGCGGCGGCGGCGUCGCGCGCAGCGUCUUCACGACGCCGCCGCCCACCUUCACCAGCUCGCUCGUGCCGCGCGAGUCGUACGACACGCCCGUGGAGGCAUCAGCAUCGGCGCCGGCGCCGGCGUCGCUCGCGGGCGUUUUCGGCCCUACUGUUACGUUGCGGUUGGGUGAUGUGGUGUUGGCGCGGUCGGGGGACAAGGGGCCGAAUUUGAAUGUUGGGUUUUUCGUGAGAGGGGGUGGUGGUGGGGGGAGGGAGAAGAACGAGGAGGAAGGGAAGGGCGGAGGGGACGAGGGCGAGGGCGAGGAGGAUGUGGCGGACCUCGCGUGGCGCUGGCUGCGCGCGUAUCUGAGCCGCGAGCGCUUCAUCACGACGCUGGUGGGGGCCGAGGACUGGCCGGCGUAUAACAACGAUCAGUAUUCGAAUGACGAGCGCGAGCCGUAUCACGUCGAGCGCGUCGAGUUUGCCGGGAUCCGCGCGGUGCAUUUCGUCGUGUACGGGUUCCUGGGGAGGGGCGUGGGGAGCUGUGCGAGGCUGGAUUGCUUUGCCAAGGGGUUUGCGGAUUAUGUGAGGGAUCGGUGGGUCGAGGUGCCGAGGGCCAUGUUGGCGCUGAGGAGUAAGGAUGGGAGGGUGGUGGAGGAGAUUGAGAGGGGGUUGAGGGGGUAG